This is a messenger RNA of Botrytis byssoidea, 2694 nucleotides long. RefSeq lists its product as uncharacterized. The transcript has 4 exons. The record is from RefSeq and is a predicted model, not a curated record. The coding region runs from base 503 to 2170 and encodes 555 amino acids. Lineage: Eukaryota; Fungi; Ascomycota; Leotiomycetes; Helotiales; Sclerotiniaceae.
UAGCUAUCUAAUCUUAGCUAACGCACUUGGAGGGCAUCAACAUCUUCGGUUCAAUGAACGUAACCAAUUUAUUAGAAAGGAAACGACUAAUAAUUAAGGUCUUUAUUGACAAAAUAAUUUCUAUCUCGCCCCAAGACCACCUAAUACCAGUGAAUAUAAUCGUCAGAAUUCACACUUCCCUCCUCCGAUUUUGAAUAUUCAUUGUUCGUACCAUCACUCGCUUUUUCAAAAGGGUUAUAUUGGAUAAGGGAGAUAAACACAGACUCUCAUACUAUUCUGUUGUCCGUGGGGUUCAAAGUCGUCAAUAAAUCUUCCUAGGGCUUCCCCCUCUCUCGAAAUCAUUGCUGAGUAUUCGCAAUCAAAACAUUCAAAGAAAGGAAAGCUCAAGGAAAAUCAACCAAAAGUUAAUUCUGUCUCUCAAAUCGAAGAGAACAAAUACAUUUCUGCCGUACGCGAACCUUCAGAAAAGCGCCAAUUUAGUCUUGGAGGUAGUUGGCAUGUCAUGUCCUCUUUCUCGGUGAUGAACACAAGCUACUCCCCGUCCGAAUCAUCACGAGCUAUGUCUCCAGAAGUUGUAUCGCCGGCACAUCCAGAACGUCCCAUCAGACCUCUGCCCAAAAGAAGUCUCCGUGAACGUCUUUCUCCUAAUGUCGCCGAAUCGAUCAAAUACCCGCCCGCACCUAAAACUCAAACUCCCUUAUUCUACUAUCCAUAUACUGUCCGAGACGAGGUUGCGGCAAGCACUAUGGUAGAGGCUUCACAUCCAAGUGAACGUCCGCAGGUAGACAAUGCCGAUCAAAAUUAUAUCCCGCGGCGGAAUGGAGAGGAUCCAGAAAGUGAAGAGGAGGAGGUUUUCCGUUCUACGCGACUCUACCCAAGACAGUCAGUUGAUAACUCUGGUCGUUCCUACCGCUAUGUCCAAAAGCCCGACUCGAAACAUCCAAAUCCCCACCCUCCUGGCUCAACUGCUUCUUCUGCAGAUGGUUAUGACUCAUUCGAGAAUACAAAUAAUAAGAAGAAACGCAAGAUUCCUACACCCGGAGACUCAAAUAUCAAUGGAGUUCAUCUCUCCAACGAUUUAGCAGGAAUGGGAAUAUCUGGUCAAGAUGAGGAGGAUGUCAAUGGUGCAGGAUACUAUCAUGCCGGUGGCUCGGUAUCUCAAGGUUUGUCGGGUCCUGGAAGAGGUAGAUAUGGCCGAAAUCGCAAUGGUAGAAGUCCCUUGAGAACUCUAUCUGACGUUUCGGGUAACUGGGGCAAUGGCCGCAAUUCAAAACAACGACAACCCCAGUGGCCCACACCUAACGAAAAUGCAGGGAUCAUCUCAACUGCAAUUGCAAACGCCGAGAAAGAGCCUCCAAUAACUCCAUCGAGGGGUCAAGAGAAUAUUAGUUUGUUGCAACAACAGGCAUCCAAGAAACCGACCCCCACUUCUACUCAAUUCACUUUUACUUGUGAUUCUCAAGUACCGGCACCAGGACCUUGGCCUGGAUCAACAAAUACAAAUAUGCAUCAAAGUCCUGCUGCGAGGUCAAUGAUGACACAUGGAACACAGAUGGGUUCGAACAUGCAGACAAAAUCCCAACAAUCGGCGCAUGCGCAGAAGCAAAGUGUGCCUCAAACGGCACCCCCAAAAAGAACCCGACGUCGAGCGAGCAAAGAAUACCAAAUUGCCGCUCGCCAGCGUCGUCAACAACAAGAAUAUCAGAACAUAACUCAUCCUCCUAAUCCUGAAGAUAUUUGGAUUUGCGAGUUUUGCGAAUAUGAGAGUAUCUUUGGCGAAUUACCCAUGGCAUUGAUUAGGCAGUAUGAAAGAAAUGACAGGCGUAUUAGGAAGCAGGAAGCAGAGAGGAAAAGAUUGCUGGAGAAGGCAAAAACGAAAGGACGAAAGGGGAAAAAGGGUAGCAAGGCUGCAGCAAAGUCAAUUCCACAGGAUCGCCAAAAUCAACAUCAAAACUCUCAGCAAGGUAAUCCAGCAGAUCAAAACCACAGUCAAGGAACUCAAAGUGAAGAUUAUCCAGACGAUGAGUAUGAUCAUGAGUACGCUCAAGAUCAACCCACCUCUCCCACGACUUCUUCAUCUCUUCGUCCAAUUGAGGUCUUACAGACUGAUCAUGGCAGGCGCAUCGAUGGAAAUGCCGGAAGAAGUAGUGAUGGUCGAAUCGUGACCUGAUGACGGUUUACAUGGGAUUCUAUCUACAUGAUCAUCAUUCUACCAUUCAUCAGUCCGAAACAUUCACUAUUCUACAUAAUGAUAUCCCCCAUAUCUUCUUUGCGCGGCCUGGUGUGAGGCAAAGCCAAAAUCCCCAUUCAUCUUCUCUUUUACGUCAGCAUAAGCAUUCAACUUCAAAUAAAACGCUCCAUCAGCGAUCCUUACGAACUAGCAUUAAGCAUCAGAUACCUUCGUGUGCUUCGUCUUCAUUGCAUCACUCCUCUCCAGCGAAAGAUUUCAAGGGACGGACCAAUGGGUGGAAGAGGCAGACAAGAUGUUAUUAAUCAACAUACCACAGCUUUAGAACCUACUUUAUUGUACAUGCACAGUAUAGCUAGACCUGGGUUGAUAAUAUAUCUCUUCCUCCCAACUUUUCAUCUCACUGAAAUUCUACAUUAUUCUGAGAGCGAGUGCUAGUGCUAGUGAUAUAACAGAUAAGUGAUUUUUCUUUCAGUAUCAGCAAUCGAUGAAUUGUUGCUUCUCAU